Bradysia coprophila is the source of this 1416-nucleotide messenger RNA. RefSeq lists its product as uncharacterized. The record is from RefSeq and is a predicted model, not a curated record. Gene Ontology annotation, biological process: regulation of transcription by RNA polymerase II. NCBI's taxonomy places the organism in Eukaryota, Metazoa, Arthropoda, Insecta, Diptera, Sciaridae. Gene Ontology annotation, molecular function: DNA-binding transcription factor activity, RNA polymerase II-specific; RNA polymerase II cis-regulatory region sequence-specific DNA binding.
GUCAUACCGAUGGUAAACUGUCAACUGUCAUCUGAAAAGAAAAAUAAAGAAAAAUUUGUAAAACUUGAAGGCAAUUAUUCAGUAAAUUUUGUAAAAAUUGUAAUGCUAUCGGCCAGUAAACCCUUUCAUUAUCAAAAUUAAGCCGGCAUUGUAUAUUAACGUAAUUGUAGAGUGCGUCCAUAUCGGUUAAUAAAUCAGUUUAAGUGUUCGUUCCAAAUGUACGAUGUGGUGAACGAGAGAAUUGCUCGUAAUUUUAAAUGAAACAACGAAACUUCCGAAAUCAAUCAGUCACUUCCAUGAUGAUUUUAACGUCGUCACAGCUGUAGUCCAAUCUUCGCGAAAAACAAAAACUUCAGCAUCCCAUACUAACGCUGCGCUUUACCUUUGGGACAUCAACCGAAAAGAGGGCCUAUGUCGACACAAAUAUCUCCCAAAAAGAUGACGAUCACCAAUGACCAACAGAAACCGUUUCAAUGCGCCAUCUGCGAGAAAACAUUUCGUCAAUUAAGCACGCUAACAAAUCACUUUAAAAUCCACACAGGAGAAAAGCCAUUCAAAUGCUCAACAUGCGACAAAAAAUUCCGUCAGUCCAGCACUCUAACAAACCAUUCAAAAAUACAUACGGGAGAGAAGCCUUUUUGCUGCAAUUUUUGCCAUAAACCGUUUCGACAGCUCAGCACACUAACUAAUCACCAAAAGAUUCACACCGGCGAAAAGCCGUUCGAGUGUGCCGUGUGUAAAAAGCAAUUCCGUCAGUCGAGUACGCUAAACAAUCACAUAAAAAUCCAUGUGGGCGACAAGCCGUUUAUGCAAGAAAUGCAAGAACUGCAAAAUUUGCACAAUCAACAGCAGCAAGGCGAUCAUAUCCUGGUAAUGAGUGGUCAUUUGGACGCAUUAAAAACGGAAGCCGAUUUGAUUGUCGAUAAUGUUGAUCAACAGGCACAGCAUAUUGUGGUGCAAAUGGAACAUUCGAAAGCGGAACCAGUAAAAUCGGAAGCGAGUACAUGAUUGAAAGUAUGUGCGAAUCGGGAUGCGGAUGAGAAAAACUUAGGAGAAUGAAAAGAAACGACACAGCGCCCCUCCCCAAAUUGAUGCUCGAAUUGUGAGUAUACUUUUUCGUUUGUUUUUCUUUUUAUUAUUUCUUUUUCUAUUAUUAUUUGAACACUUUAGUACUUAAGUUUUGUUUUACUAAAGAAAGAGAAGAGAGAGGAGAAAAAAAACAUUUGAUCAGUUAGACAAGAAGUUGUAAAUAAAAUAAGAAAUCGGAUUAUGCCGAAAUUCUAUUGACGUUACAUCCACUAAUUUUAAUGAAGAGAAUACCUUUACUACAAGAAAUACCUUCGUAAGAGAACACAUUAUAAAUAAAGAACUGAAAAUGUAAUUGUACAGCAAACCGACGAUUUUUCUAUUUAAAAC